CAUUUGUGCCCAUUGGUCUACUUCCAGCAUCGCCCCGACCAAGGAUGCCGCUUCGAAAUGAAAGCCCACAACCACGGUACUCUCGUAUUCCACUUUCCUGCUAAGACACUUUCUUACUGCCGCCGUGUUCAGUGCGUCCAGCGCAACGUUUCGGUCGUGUCGCGUGCAUCCUCGAGAUAAAUGCGCCAAAAUGCGUUCACACAUCUUCGGAAUUUUCGCCCUGGUGUUAGCGUCGCAGUGUGACUACGGAUCUUCCGGAAAUAACUUCAGGAAUGGCGCUCAGUUGGAUUAUCGGGAGAUAGCAAGACAGAAUAAAAUAACAGAGCAGAUUUUGCAAAACUACUUGGAAAAGCGCCUUUUUCCGAACAACCAUCGCCCAUCCAAAGCCCCGACCGUGUGGGACAUUUUGCCCAGGGCACGGAGGAAACCCACGAACAAUAUACAGGAUGUCCUCAACACCACCGAGACGCUCGAGAGCGGCGAGUCGGAGCGAGUUUCGUUCUAUAACGAAGAAGCCAAAGAGGAGGACGUGGAAACAGAAGAUUGCCCCAACUGCAUCGACGACUCGGUGCCCUCGGCCAACAGGUGGACGAUGCCGCUGCUCAAGCUCGGCGAAAAGCGCUACUAUUUGGGGAUUUUCUUCAAGGCAAACUACUUUCGAGCUACACAGUAUUGCAGAUUUCACGGCAUGCAUCUAGCCAGCAUAACGUCGCAGGAAGAGAACGACAAGUUGGAGAAAUACAUCAAAGAUUUUGGCUUGGGCCAUGAGCACUUCUGGACUUCCGGCACCGACUUGGCCGACGAAGGCCACUUCUUCUGGAUGUCCACGGGCCGGCCCAUCACCUUCACCAACUGGAACGCCGGCGAGCCUAACAACUUCCAGUACGAAAACGGGGAAGAGGAAAACUGCCUGGAACUCUGGAACCGCGACGGCAAGGGCCUCAAAUGGAACGACUCCCCAUGUUCGUUCGAAACUUACUUUGUGUGUGAAGUGCAACAGUGAUAGUUAGUAACAAGUGAUGUAAAAGUGAUAAGUCACUGCCUGAGACUUGGUAUAAUAGUGCUUCGAGCCUAGUAUUACGUUCAGUCGAGAAACAGGCCCGGACUGACGACGUGUUCUUGUAUGAUAGGAUGAAUGGAAGUCAAAGACCAUAAACAUGUGCAAUUAGUAUAGGAUUUGCUGUUAAGUAAAUGUAUUUAAUUUUUUACCAAUUCUGUUAAGCUAGUGUUGUAUUUACACGAUAUAUGCGUUCAUAACCUAAGUCAUGUUUUUAUACAGCGUAUGAAAGGUGUGUAAUGUCAGAACCAUUGUACAAAGUCGAAUAAACAUGUAAUAUUAUUUAAGAAGAUGUUUGUUAUUUUAAUUUGUAAAUAAGCAGAGAAUCGUAGGAAUAACGAUCUUAAUGGAUUGUGGUGGCGAGGAAAGUAUAAAUAGAAAAUUCUUGACGCAGUAGAAAUUCGCAAUUCAUUUCUAUUCAGUGAAAAAUUUUAUAGAAGAAAAUUAGUACACGUGAUUGUUAAAGGCAGGAGAUAACGUAAUACGUGAGUGUAUGAUUAGAAUGUACAUUAACUGUAUCUGUGUAUAUUAAAAAAAAGGUAUUACUUAUUGUGCAUACAUAAAUGAUGAAUUAGGUAAUCGUUAUUUGUGUACUUAGCAGGCGACGCAGUAUUUUAACACACGAGUAGUACACUCAAAAUUUUUGUACAACUCCAAAUGUUUGUUUUGUAACGUUUUUUGAAUAAAGCACAUCAUUAUGUAUAAAUAUCUUGA
Zophobas morio is the source of this 1771-nucleotide messenger RNA. It is a transcript of the gene tfc, whose product is annotated as C-type lectin domain family 4 member F. The transcript is spliced from 5 exons. Gene Ontology annotation, cellular component: external side of plasma membrane. Bases 191 to 1003 code for a protein of 270 amino acids. NCBI's taxonomy places the organism in Eukaryota, Metazoa, Arthropoda, Insecta, Coleoptera, Tenebrionidae. The record is from RefSeq and is a predicted model, not a curated record. Gene Ontology annotation, biological process: biological process involved in interspecies interaction between organisms. Gene Ontology annotation, molecular function: carbohydrate binding.